AUGGGAGUGCUGAGCGCGGACCUGCGGGUCACCCUGCAGAUUCUGCCAGGCUUCUUCUCCAACUGUCUCUUCUUCGUGCUCUACGACUCGGUGGUGCUCGUGAAGCGCGUCGUGUCGCUCGUGAGUCUCUCGUGCGGCGGCGGCGGCGGCGCUUGGCAGCAGCGCAUGCUCACCUCGGCCGGCGUGCGCUCCAUCUGGAACAGCUUUCUGCUGGACGCCUAUAAGCAGGUGAAACUGGGUGAAGCAGCUCCCAACUCUAAAGUGGUGAAGGUUCCUGGGAUCUCCGGCUGCCACUGGAGCAGAACGGAUGGAAAAAGGACAGACGAGUGUCGCCUGCUGGACUUUGAAGCGUCCGAUCGGCCCUUGGUGGUCAACUUCGGCUCGGCCAGCUGACCCCCAUUUGUGAACCAGCUCCCGGUCUUCCGGAGGCUGGUGGAAAACUUCUCGGACGUGGCGGACUUCCUGCUUGUCUACAUCGAAGAGGCUCAUCCGUCUGACGGAUGGGCGGGACCGCCCAUGGAACUGUUCCCGUUCGAGGUGAGGAAACACCGCAGCUUGGAGGAGCGCGUGGUGGCGGCACAGAGGCUCGUCGAGCAUUUCGCUCUGCCGCCACAGUGCCGGCUGGCGGCCGACUGCAUGGACAACAAUGCCAACGUGGCGUACGGCGUCGCCUACGAAAGGGUGUGCAUCGUACAGAAGAAUAAAAUCAGUUAUCUGGGAGGGAAGGGUCCGUUUUAUUACAACAUUAAAGACGUACAGAAGUGGCUCGAACACAGCUAUGGGAAGCGGUAAUCUUUCACGCAUGAUGGAAUAGUUAAUUUUUUUAAUAAAGGACAAAAAAGAUGACGCCUACCGCUAAAGCUCUACAGGCUCCAGUGGCGACGUGAACUCUCUCUGGAAGUCGCCUGAAUUCUCUGAAGAUCGUCAGGAGAGUUUUCUGAGUGGAAUCCCAACGUUCCUGAGUUAUUUCUCUAAACAGUGACGGCAGUCACUAAACAAGAGACUAAACCGAGCAUUGCACUUCGACUUUUAUACUUUGAUAGGAUGAAAAAAAAACCCUGUGUAUGCACUAUAAACACCUAUAAACACUGCGCAUUAACAGUAGUAUUAUUAAAGCUAAAUAACAUGCAUCGCUUUGCAGAACCAAACUGCCGAAUCGUGGUAUCAAGCACAAGCUCACGGCUUUUAAUAUACGGAAGAAAUAUAAUUUAUUUUUGUUGAUGUUUGUGUUUGUUGUUUUAAAUGUUUACGUCGAGUUUUGUUUGAAGUAGACAAUCAUGCGUAGUUUCUUCAUCAGUUUUAUUUGUGCUUGUUAACACUUUAUCACAGGAUAAAUCACAUCUGCCCCAGGGGAAAAAAGUCAUUAAUGGAAGUCUUGGCAAACACCCAAAUAUGAAAAUUAUAUAUAUAUAUAUAUAUAUAUAUAUAUAUAUAUAUAUAUAUAUAUAUAUAUAUAUAUAUAUAUAUAUACACACACACACAAUCAUGUAUUUCUGGAAAUACAGUUUCUAUGAAGGCAACAGAUACAUAACAUACUUUAAACCCAUUCAUAAGGCAUUAUAAUACAUUCGUUAAGUACACUUUACACACUAUACAGUCAUCUCUCUUAUGCUUUAAAGAGGGCGACUCGUAACACGAAGCAAAACGGUUUCACUUGGUUCUUCAGACUUUAUUACUUAAAGUCUGCUUAUAAUAAUUAGGUUGCUAGUAUUACUCAGUCUGCUAACAAUACUCUCAGUCUUCUAGCAAUACUCUCUGUCUGAUAGUAAUACUCUCUGUCUGCUAACAAUACUUGCUAACAAUACUCUCUGUCUGCUUGUAUUACUCUCAGUCUGCUAGCAAUACCCUCAGUCUGCUAGCAAUACUCUGUCUGCUAGCAAUACUCUGUCUGCUAGCAAUACUUUCAGUCUGCUAGCAAUACUCUGUCUGCUAGCAAUACUCUCAGUCUGCUAGCAAUACUCUCAGUCUGCUAACAAUACUCUGUCUGUUAGCAAUACUCUGUCUGCUAGUAAUACUCUGUCUGCUAGCAAUACUCUCAGUCUGCUAGCAAUACUCUGUCUGCUAGCAAUACUCUGUCUGCUAGCAAUACUUUCAGUCUGCUAGCAAUACUCUGUCUGCUAGCAAUACUCUCUGUCUGCUAACAAUACUCUGUCUGCUAGCAAUACUCUCAGUCUGCUAGCAAUACUCUCAGUCUGCUAACAAUACUCUCAGUCUGCUAACAAUACUCUCUGUCUGCUAACAAUACUCUCAGUCUGCUAACAAUACUAUCAGUCUGCUAACAAUACUCUCUGUCUGUUAGCAAUACUCUGUCUGCUAGUAAUACUCUCUGUCUGCUAGUAAUUCUGUCUGCUAGCAAUACUCCCAGUCUGUUAGCAAUACUCUCAGUCUGCUAGCAAUACUCUCAGUCUGCUAACAAUACUCUCAGUCUGCUAGCAAUACUCUCAGUCUGCUAGCAAUACUCUCUGUCUGCUAGCAAUACUCUCAGUCUGCUAACAAUACUCUCAGUCUGCUAGCAAUACUCUCAGUCUGCUAGCAAUACUCUCAGUCUGCUAGCAAUACUCUCAGUCUGCUAACAUUACUCUCAGUCUGCUAGCAAUACUCUCUGUCUGCUAGCAAUACUCCCAGUCUGCUAACAAUACUCUGUCUGCUAGUAAUACUCUCUGUCUGCUAGCAAUACUGUCUGCUAGCAAUACUCUCAGUCUGCUAACAUUACUCUCAGUCUGCUAACAUUACUCUCAGUCUGCUAACAUUACUCUCAGUCUGCUAACAGAACUGUUCUGAAAGUCGACUGUUUUCUAAAGAUUAGCAGUAUGUCAGAAUUCAUCUGUCAGUAUUUUACACUCAGUAAUAAUUUCUAAGCUAACAUCAUUAUUUCAUCCCUUAUUAACUGCAAGUAGCUACAUUUAAAACUGUUUUAAAAGAUAAAAUACAUCUCAAAGCUUAGCGAAGGUUGUUAUAAUCUGCCAUUCAUAGAGAUUCUCAUAAAUAUUCAGUAAAAACAUGUCAAAUUAUUUAUAAAUAUAUUACAGUGUGUCACGAAUGAAUUUAUGGCCUUCACAGUGAAUGUAACAUAGUUUUUUUUUAUUUGUUUUGUUAUAGAUGUCAUUUUCUUGACGAUCCUCUAAAAAGGCACUAAUUUAAAAAAGGGAUUUUUUUUGUGUAUUGUAUGUUUUGUUUUGGUGAAAGAAAAGAAAAUUGGUUUAUUUGAUUUAAAACAGAAUUUACCUCACGGGUUUGCUUAAACAUUGCAUUUUGAAGGUAAUUAUUUAUAACACACACACACACACACACACACACACACACACACACACACACACACAAACACACACACACCUCUACAGAUGUUCAUUUGUGUGUCAAAGACAAACAGGUGUGUGAAUGAAGGCCACUGACGAAAGGAUCACGCGAUCCUGUCUGUGGUUGGAUGAACCUUCACACCUCUUUGUCCGGAUCUGAACUGAACGUUCCUGUAGAUGCUCCAGAUUCAGCUUUCCAGCGUAUCUCCUACACCUCGUGUUUUUCCCCCCCGCGACACGUGCUGUGCGACCGGCUGCUUUCUUGCAAGUAAACACAAAUAAAGCUCAAACUUUUGCUCCUGA
Messenger RNA from Tachysurus fulvidraco (yellow catfish), 3599 nucleotides. RefSeq names its product iodothyronine deiodinase 2 (gene dio2). The transcript is spliced from 2 exons. Lineage: Eukaryota; Metazoa; Chordata; Actinopteri; Siluriformes; Bagridae. Gene Ontology annotation, molecular function: thyroxine 5'-deiodinase activity. The record is from RefSeq and is a predicted model, not a curated record.